CCCGAUUGAUCCUUCAGCCUUCCGUCUUCACAGCUGUCUCCAAGAUGACUUACAGUGACCUUCCCCAUGAUGAUGAGCUGCCGUUUGAAGAGGUUCGUGCCACAUUGACAAAGAUGCAGUUUACAGAUGAGGAACUUCUUCAAGAACAGAUCGUGGGAGGAAGUGGAAGCAAGACCUUCGUUGUUCUUGUCGCCGCAUUUGCAGCACUGGGUGGGUUUCUGUUUGGUUUGGACCUUGGUUACAUUUCUGGUGUGGAGUCUAUGGCAUCAUUUAGUCAAGACGUUCUCAGCGGAGAAGAAAUCGAAUCCCUUGAAAAAGGAACAGUGACCGGGAUAUUUGCAAUUGGAGCUGUUGUUGCUGCUUUUCCGGCUGUGAUCUCCUGCAUUGUGGACAGGGUUGGCCGCAAAGGCUGUAUGGUCCUAGGUGGAUUGACUUUCUGCCUCGGUGCUGCAAUUCAGGGUUGGGCGCCCAAUCUGAAUACAAUGCUUUGUGGCAGAUUUAUAGCAGGUGCUUCUGUUGGGCUCUUGAGUGCCAACGUACCGCUUUACCAAGGUGAAAUCGCUCCUCCGGAAAACAGAGGCGCCAUUGUUGCCCUUUACCAGCUUGCUAUUACAAUGGGUAUCAUGCUCGCGUUUUGGAUGAACUACUGGCUACAGCCACUUCAGCAUGGCUGGCGGUACAGUAUCUUGUUGCAGCUCAUUCCUGGAGGAAUUUUUGCAGCUGGUGCGAGCUUCAUGCCCCAAUCUCCCAGAUGGCUUGUGUCAAGGAGAAGGUACAAAGCUGCCUUGGACAUACUGCGACGGAUUCGGGGCAAACAUGAAGAUGUGAGGAUGGAGCUCGUCGCUACCUACAAAGAAUAUAGAAGGGAAAGGGCCACUGGGAAAGCCAAUUAUGUCGAAUUAUUCACGGGAUCCAAUGGCAAGGUCCUCUUAAUUGGUAUCGUUCUGCAGCUCCUCCAGCAGCUGUGUGGUCUCAACGUUUUCAUGUACUACGGGCCAACCGUUUUCAAGAAGAUUUUUCAUGCUCCACGUGCGUCAUUUCUUUUUGCAGCUUUGUCUGGAUUGGUAAAUUUCUUGAGCACCUUUCCGGCACUUUGCUUGGUUGACCGGCUUGGGCGUACAACCCUCCUUUGUGCUUCCGCACUUGGAAUGGCUAUAUGUUGCAGCAUUCUGGCGGCUGUGGGAGAUGCAUGUUUUUCGUCAUCACAAGACGAUAGCUGUGGGCCAGUCUCCAAGUAUGCCAUGGCAGGAGCAAUUUUCUUGGACAUUUUCAACUAUGCAUACGGCUGGGGUCCGGUUGUUUGGAUCUACUGUGCGGAAAUCUUUUCCUUAAAGUACAAGACUAAGUCCAAUGGAUUGACGACCGAUGCCAACUGGGUUGGGAACUUUCUGAUUGGCUUUGCCCCUCCUUGGCUGAUGGAAAAGAUCGGCUUCAAGACGUUUUGGAUCUUUGCAGCUGUUAAUCUUUUGGGAGUUGCUCUCAGUUGUGUGCUGCCAGAGACGAAGGGCAAGUCUUUGGAGGAAAUUCAGGAAUUAUUUCAUUCCUGGCUCCAUAAAGGGGAGGAGCUUCCUGGAGACCUAUUCCUGUGUGCAGACGAAUCAGACGAAGGUGACGUCUCUGAAAGUGAUUCAUCUUCGGACUUAUAGCUUGGGUAAUGGAGGUAGGCUGCAAGACCUAGCCCCGUUCUGCAUGUUUGCGGGACAGCUGGUGCGCCUCCUGUGGAUGGAGGAAUGUUUAGCUCCACUAUUGGGUCCUUUUCAUGGUGGCUUUGGUUGAUUCGGACAUCAACCUGGCCUUUCCACAUUUUGCCAAUGCCAUUCUUCUACAUACAUAUUGUCUCUUUAGAUGAUUUGCAAGUGGUGCUCACCUUGAGGAGAAAAGGAGUCCCGCAUGAAGGGUAAAAGAUGGG
Molecule: messenger RNA, 1909 nt
Organism: Durusdinium trenchii
Lineage: Eukaryota; Dinophyceae; Suessiales; Symbiodiniaceae
Source: the annotation of a GenBank genome assembly